UGCCCCAAACCCGCGGGAUGGAUUUCUGAGGGAGAGGCUGAAACCGCAGGCUCCGAGUCAGCAUGCUGUGCUGGGUCGCGCCCCUGCUCCUGCUGAUGCUCCAGGGUGGCUGGGGCUGCCCAGAUCUCGUCUGCUACACCGAUUACCUCCAGACAAUCACCUGCAUCCUGGAGAUGUGGACCCUCCAUCCCAGCACAUUCACACUUACCUGGGAAGACCCGUACGGAGAACUGGAGGACGAGGUCACUUCCUGCAGCCUCCACAGGUCCACCCACAAUGCCACACACGCUAAGUACACGUGCCACAUGGAUGUGUUCCGCUUCAUGGCUGACGACAUUUUCAGUGUCAACAUGACAGACCGGUCUGGCAACCACUCCCAGGAGUGUGGCAGCUUUGUCCUGGCUGAGAGCAUCAAGCCAGCUCCCCCUUUCAAUGUGACUGUGACCUUCUCGGGACUUUAUAAUGUCUCCUGGCGCUCUGAUUAUGAAGACCCUGCUUUCUACGCACUGAGGGGCAAGCUUCAGUAUGAGCUGCAGUACAGGAACCGGGGAGACCCCUGGGCUCUGAGUCCGAGCAGAAAGUUGAUCUCGGUGGACUCAAGAAGUGUCUCCCUUCUGCCCUUGGAGUUCCGCAAAGACUCGAGCUAUGAGCUGCAGAUACGGGCGAGUCCCCAGCCUGGCUCCUCCUUCCAGGGCACCUGGAGCGAGUGGAGUGACCCGGUCAUCUUUCAGACUCAGCCAGAGGAGUUAAAGGAGGGCUGGGACCUGCGCCUCCUGCUGCUUCUUGUCCUGGUUGUCAUGGUCCCCACCCUAGUCUUCUUGGGCCUGAAGAUCCACCUGCCUUGGAGGCUGUGGAGGAAGGUGUGGGUGCCCAGCCCCGAGCAGUUCUUCCUGCCCCUGUAUGAGGGCCACCACGGAGACUUCAAGAAAUGGGUGGGUGCACCCUUCACUGCCUCCAGCCUGGAGCUGAGGCCCUGCAGCCCAGGGAAGCCAUCCACCCUGGAGACGCACAACUACCGCCUGCCACAGAGUAUGACCAAGGGGCUGGAGCCCACCGAGCCACCAGGGCCAGCAGAUCUGGUAGAGUCUGACGGGGUGCUGGAACCCGGCUCAGCUUACAACGAGGAGGGGGACAGGCCGUACGGCCUGGUAUCCAUUGACACAGUGACUGUGGUGGAUGCGGAGGGACCAUGCACCUGUCCCUGCAGCUGUGGGGACGAUGGCUACCCAUCUCUGAAUCUGGACACCAGUCUGGAGCCUGGCCCGGGCCCAGAGGAUCCACUCUUCGGCACGGGGACCACAGUCCUGUCCUGCGGCUGUGUCUCGGAGGGGGGCAUUGGGCUGGGAGGCCCCCUGGGCAGCCUCCUCGAUAGGCUAAAGUUGUCCCUUGCGGAUGAGGAGAGCUGGGCUGCGGGGCCCUCCUGGGGUGGCGGGCUGCCAGGAGGGGCCUCCGAGAGUGAGGCAGGCUCACCCCCAGCCGGCCUGGACAUGGACACGUUUGACAGCGGCUUUGCGGGCUCUGACUGCGGCAGUCCUGUGGAGUGUGACUUCGCCAGCCCCAGGGACGAAGGGCCUCCCAGGAGCUACCUCCGCCAGUGGGUGAUCAUGGCUCCCCCACCUGCGGGACCUGGGCCCCAGGCCAGCUAG
Cynocephalus volans (Philippine flying lemur) is the source of this 1646-nucleotide messenger RNA. RefSeq names its product interleukin 21 receptor (gene IL21R). Gene Ontology annotation, molecular function: protein binding; cytokine receptor activity. The record is from RefSeq and is a predicted model, not a curated record. Lineage: Eukaryota; Metazoa; Chordata; Mammalia; Dermoptera; Cynocephalidae. The transcript is spliced from 9 exons. Gene Ontology annotation, cellular component: membrane; external side of plasma membrane. Bases 63 to 1646 code for a protein of 527 amino acids. Gene Ontology annotation, biological process: cytokine-mediated signaling pathway.